CGGCGCGGGCAGGUCCUCCUGCUGCCCUGUCCCAUUUGUUGCCGGGUCUGGCUCGGGGCGGCCGCGACGCGCGGAGCCCCGGAGAGCCAGGCGGGGCAGCCCCGCAGCCACGACGGAGCAGCCGCGGGACUGGCCGCCCCGCGCCCCCUUCGCCGCCGUGCCCUUCCCCGGCGCGCUCACUCCCUUCUCGGGAUGGGAUUGUAGCGGCGGCGCGGAUUCGGCGGGGAUCGCAGCGGAGGCGACGGCGGCGGCCGAGCGGGGGCUCCAUGUUUUCCCCCGGCCAGGAGGAGCACUGCGCCCCCAAUAAGGAGCCGGUGAAAUACGGGGAGCUGGUGGUACUGGGGUACAAUGGUGCUUUACCUAAUGGAGACCGAGGACGGAGGAAAAGCAGGUUUGCUCUCUAUAAGCGGCCCAAGGCAAAUGGUGUCAGACCCAGCACGGUCCAUGUGAUAUCCACGCCCCAGGCAUCCAAGGCUAUCAGCUGCAAAGGUCAACACAGUAUAUCCUACACUUUGUCCAGGAAUCAGACUGUGGUGGUUGAGUACACACACGAUAAAGAUACGGAUAUGUUUCAGGUUGGCAGAUCAACGGAAAGCCCUAUCGACUUCGUCGUGACAGAUACAAUUUCUGGAAGUCAGAACAACGAUGAAGCACAAAUCACACAAAGCACCAUAUCCAGGUUUGCCUGCAGGAUCGUGUGUGACAGGAAUGAACCUUAUACAGCACGGAUAUUUGCAGCUGGAUUUGACUCUUCCAAAAACAUAUUUCUUGGAGAAAAAGCAGCAAAAUGGAAAAACCCCGACGGUCACAUGGAUGGGCUCACUACAAAUGGUGUCCUGGUGAUGCACCCAAGAGGGGGCUUCACCGAGGAGUCCCAGCCUGGGGUCUGGCGCGAGAUCUCUGUCUGUGGGGACGUGUACACCUUGCGAGAAACCAGGUCGGCCCAGCAGAGGGGAAAGCUGGUGGAAAGUGAGACCAACGUCCUGCAGGACGGCUCCCUCAUUGACCUGUGCGGAGCCACUCUGCUCUGGAGAACAGCAGAUGGCCUUUUUCACACCCCGACUCAGAAACACAUAGAAGCCCUCCGGCAGGAGAUCAACGCCGCGCGGCCACAGUGUCCCGUGGGGCUCAACACCUUGGCCUUCCCCAGCAUCAACAGGAAAGAGGUGGUGGAGGAGAAGCAGCCCUGGGCUUAUCUCAGUUGUGGCCAUGUGCACGGGUACCACAACUGGGGCCACCGGAGCGACACAGAGGCCAAUGAGAGGGAGUGUCCCAUGUGCAGGACUGUGGGCCCCUAUGUGCCGCUCUGGCUCGGCUGCGAGGCGGGAUUUUAUGUAGACGCAGGACCCCCAACUCAUGCUUUCACCCCCUGUGGACAUGUGUGCUCGGAGAAGUCUGCAAAAUAUUGGUCUCAGAUCCCGUUGCCUCACGGAACUCACGCAUUUCAUGCCGCCUGCCCUUUCUGUGCGACGCAGCUGGUCGGGGAGCAAAACUGCAUCAAAUUAAUUUUCCAAGGUCCCGUCGACUGAUGCCCUUGACAGCCAUCUACGACUUUAUUAACAAGUUACUGUGAAGAUUUUUGCCACUAACUCUAGAUUUUACCUUUUUGUAAUGCUGUUUAUUAAGGGGAGGGGGGACUAGGGCUGGGACAAAAGAGGGGACACAGUGAUGACUCAUGGCAGGAGUGUAACAGAUACCAGUGGUGUGUUGCAUGCUCAGAACAGCGGCAUCGGCAUUGAAGUCUGCUUGAUUAAACCAUAAUACCUUUGUAAUAAUUGGAUUUUAAAUGCCAUGCUUUUAUUUUUAACCUUGGGUUUUUAACCAGAUUUUUUCCUUUUUAAACUUGGACAAGACUUUAAGUCAUAUUCUACAAAUGUAGAAGAAAUUUAUUCAAAAGUUGUUGGCAUUUAAUGUGCAACCUUCAGUGCUGCGUGAUACAGGCGUUACCUGAAAGACAUGCGGUGUCUGGAAAUACUUGAUAAUAGCCAGACUCUGACCCGAUACCAAAGGGGCAGCUCUAUACAGUGUGACUGGUGCAUAGGAGACCUUAGCCACAGGUGGUUGUUUUGAAAUCUGGGACUUUUUUCCGAUUUAUUUUUCUCUCAUUUAGGGGGAGAUGAUAUUCAUAUACUGUGGGCUUUUUUUUAACUUCAGUGGAAUUUACUUUAUACACUCAUUCAUCACAUACGUGGCAUUUCAAACAAAGAAUUUUCCAUAACUUUUUAGUCUGCCUUUUGUUAUUUCUGCCUAAUACGAUUUGUCACUGAUACUCAUCUUGCAUGGCCAGAACUGUUUGGUUGAUGAAAAUAUGUCAGCUCUUAGAAUUCACUUAACUGAGGGUGAUUAUGACAGCAGCAGACAUGGCCUAGGUACUAGACCACCAAGUUUAUUUGCUUACUGAAUUGUUUUAAGAUUUAAGGAUGAUUAAAAAUAAGCUUUUACUUCUUAAAACCACUUGUUGGGGUUUCAUAAGGUUUAUAGAUUUUUUUUCUUCCUUAAGAAAGCCAAAUUCUGUGAGCCUAAAAACAACAGAUCACAAUGAUGCAGUCAUUUUUGUUCACUCCCUCACCACCAUCUGUCACCUUCCCUUGCAGCUCACAGAGCCCUGUAAGUUUUGAAAAUGUUUGCAAAUCAAACUAAAUUUAAAUGUGAUCAUUAGAUACACACAACACCAAGUGGUACAUCUGCAGAGAUCAUUUGAAAUUCUUGAUUUUGAGCGAGCAAAUGAGUGUUUACUGAGGAAUAAUUAAAUCAGAAUUUCAUAUGAGCUCCACCACACCUCUCUGUUAGUUUCAUUUCAUCUGAUUAAUAAUUCUCGGAUGCUCGUUCUCUGUGCUCGGUACCAGUCACAUCACUGCUCCCAGAGUGUGCAGACCCUUCUGGACAUGGGACUGGUAGCAGCUGGCUGAGAUAAAGUAAAUCCCUGCCACAUGGAGCAAGUAUUUAUUUAAACUAACAUUCUCUUAAAUUGACUCUUGCAGAUUUGGGUGACCUUUUUUUAACCUUUGUAAAUAUAUAUAAUUUAUAUGAUUCUAAUAUACUAUAUCCAUACUUGAAUUGGUUGUUCCAUGUUUUGCCUCCUGGCAGAUAUUUUGCCUAUUUGCAGUCGUUCUAACCUAUUUGAGUACCUUUUUCCUUAAAGUGAUACGAUUGCUGCUGCUUAAUUUGACUUAGUAUUUUAAAAGUUCAGCCUCUCAGUUUUAAAAUAGCUUUAUUUUUCAAUGGAGAUCGUUGUUUAGGAUGAGGAUUUUUGGUUUGGUUUGGGGUAAUUUUUAAAUGAUGCGAAAAUUCAACAACAGUCCUCUUACUGAUAGCUUCCUCUAUUCUGUAUAGCUUACUGUACCUGCAGACAGAAAAUGAAAGAAAAAAAAGGACUUACCUAGAAUAAUAUAUUGAAUGCCUUUUGAUUUAGCCAGAGUCACCAGUGAUUAGCUUUCACUGAUAGAGUGUAUCUUUUCAACUUGUGAUUCUUUGGGCUCCAAAGAAUGAUAAAGAAGGCAGUUGUUCCUUUUCUUUCCUAUGUGGCUAGAAAAUGGUUUAAAGGAUUCUUGAUACCUUAAAAGCAUCUUAUAAGCUAAGUGGUCUUGCAUCCAAACAGGCUGGAUUUUACCUACCCAAAAAAAAAAAAAAAAAAAAAUUUCCAGAAAGUUAUGUACAUCAUAAUUUUCCAUUUCAAAAGCAACAUAUAAGUCUAGUAGUUCUGCAUGUGACAUGUGCCCAAAAAUACAGUUACCUUCCAACCUGAAAAGUUUUGGACUUUUAGUGAACUCAGAUACCUUAAGUGUAAGUUGAAAUUUGGGUAGUGAUUUCCAAGCUCUUAGAAGAGGUAACAGUGAACCACCCUCUUUCAGCUCCAUUAACUUUUCCUCUGGCUUCCAAGUGAGGUCCCCUCCCACCCUAAGGAACCGCAGAGAGGUGGCAAAUCUGCAGAAAGGAAACCAUGCUAAUCUUAGCCACUUGUAGUAGGAAUUUUGACUAAUGAGAUUCCUUUAUGAUUUUUUUCCAGAGUUAAAAGCGAUUUGUGAGAAUAAAGAACUCUAGCUCACCAAAGUAGAGUAGUACAAUUCAGAAAAGUUAACUUCUGAAAGGUCACCUCUGUUUUUACUCUUGCUUGCCGUCACAUUAAAGAAUGAGUCCCACUCCCCUGUAUGUAUGUAUACAUAAGGAAAUUGCUGACCAAUCAUCUUGAUCUUGGCCUAAAAUGCCUUUUGUGAGUAGGUUUCCAUAAGUAAAGCCCCAGUGAUGUAUUCCCAUAGAAUUAUUACUUUUUUCAGUUGUUUAUGUCAGUUUACUACAAAAACAAAAACAAAAAAAAAGAUUCAGAGUGAAUGGAGUACAACUCUGAGUAUUUUUCUAGUCUGGAAUUUUUUAUUAAUAAUCGGUGCUGCCGGGUCAUGCAUGCUGCAACUCUCAACAUUUCCCUUAUUUGGUACAGCUUUUUGCAAAAAGGGCUACAGCUCACACUGCAGAGUAAAGUAUUAAGUUUUCUGGAGUUUUUCCCCCUAACUGUGGCCCAAAAGAAUUAAAAUUUGUUAAUAUAAAUAGCAUAUUUAUCAUUCCUUGAUAGUUAAUUAUAGAGUUUGGUAACUUUGUGCCUCAGGGAAGCCAUGUGAUAUAUAACUGGUUAUAGAAUUUCAGGGUUAGGGUUUAAAGAAAGGAGAAAGCCAUUGGAAAAAUGAUGGGCUUCAUUAAGGAGACUAAUGAAUCUGUAUGCAGAAAUGUGCCAGGAACUGGCAAAAACAUGAUUGUAGUAGAAUUUAUUUUCCAGUACCAAUAGGGAAAUUAUUUUAAGUUAUUACAUAUACUGUAUUAGGAAAGUUGAGGAGAACUCCUUUCUUCAUAAAGCUUCAAUGCCUUUUAUUUUUUUGCUUUCAUAGAAAAACUCAAACUUCUGUUAUUUGGGAGCUCAGUAUUGUUAUUUGGGCACUUUUGAGAGUUUAAAGCAUGUUUUCUACUUAAUUUAAGUGUAAUAUAGGUUAUAUAGAAUUGUUACCUGCGAUUCUAUGAUUUUUCUCAACUUUUCUUUUUUGAAGCCAUUCUGUUCUUUGGAUGUGCAUGAAAGGGUGUGUGAUUGCACCAUUGUAAAUGCUGGGUGAAAACUAGUUAUCUUCAUGCAAUGUUGCCUCAUAACAGUGGAACUUCUUAGAGACAAACCACAGGACCUUGGUUUUAAGCCAAAUCCAGCCCCAUUCCCUUGGCUGUCGAUCUUAUGUCCCAAUAGUUUAGUCUUUGGGGACUAAGGGCAUGAUGUUCUUUCAGUGCUGGAAACAGAGCACAGCUCUGUUAUCAUUUCUUUAUGAUUCAAAGGCCAAUGAGACAACUUCAGGAUCUUCUUAAGAGAAUGUAAGCAUUAUUGAAGUAGUAAAACAAAAGAAGGUUCAGUAUUUUUUUUUUUUUAGUAAAACUUACAUCCUUUUGAGUAAGUUUUUGCCCUCAUGAAGAAUCCUCUAGAGGAACAUAGGGAAAAACAAAUAUUUUUCCAGUUCUACUUAACUAUUUCUAAAUGUGUUUCUAAACAAAAAUAAGCUGGAUGAAAGGAAAGCUAUUUCUUAGCUGGGAUGACAGAUUGCUUCUCUGUAUUAAAUAGUCUAGAAGUUAAGGGGUGGUCAUAUUUACCAUGUAUAGUGUUAUGAGCAGUUAAAUUUUAUGGAUAUAUUUGUAAAAUUGUUCUUUUAUAUUUCAUGUCAAAUUGAAAAGUUUAUUUCUUCACUAUUGUACCUGUGGAAAUACAAGCCAUUUUACAGGAAAAAAAUCUUCAAAAACUAUUAAACGGAUCUCAGUAUGUUUGUGAGUCGUUGUCUUCAGACUCUGUGGUUGUCACUGGGUUCAUCAGGACAUGCAAUAGGAAAUUGAUACAAAAGUAGACUUGAUUUUUGCAUUUCUCAAACUUUUAAGUUAAUCCCAAACAAUCGAGUUUAUUAAUUGUUUUAUAUCUUGCACAAUACAUAUUUAAAUCUGGAUUCUGAAAAUCCCCUAAAUUUUUUUAUUAAGGAAAUUUUUAUGGUGC
Lemur catta (Ring-tailed lemur) is the source of this 6007-nucleotide messenger RNA. RefSeq names its product pellino E3 ubiquitin protein ligase family member 2 (gene PELI2). The coding region runs from base 267 to 1529 and encodes 420 amino acids. The transcript has 6 exons. Lineage: Eukaryota; Metazoa; Chordata; Mammalia; Primates; Lemuridae. The record is from RefSeq and is a predicted model, not a curated record. Gene Ontology annotation, biological process: protein polyubiquitination; regulation of Toll signaling pathway. Gene Ontology annotation, molecular function: protein binding; ubiquitin protein ligase activity.